AAGGAAAAAUAUAUGCUAAUAAUAUGAUGGGGGAAUCAUUUUUCAUUGAAAAAGUAUUAGCAAACUAACUAUUCCAUCAUAACACUUAAUAGUCCAGUUAAACUGGAGUUAAUUUUCGAGCAAAAAAUUUGAUUGGAACAGAUUAUAAGAUGAGAUUUAUUAAGGUAAACGCAAAACUGGCAAGGUCGUACCUAUUGCUGACCUCGGCACACAACACUCGCUAAAUAUUCAACAAUAACACGCAUAUUAAGAUAUCUCCUUGUAAAUUUAUAGGUUAUUGAUCUAUUUGUUUAUGUGGAAACAAAGUAGAAAUAUUCUCUUUCACAUUUGCAGUUAUCUGGACUGUAUAAUGAAUUCUGCAAGUUUACGUGUUGCUGGCAUAACUUCGUUAAAAAGAAAAACACAAUAUCAUUGACAACACAUUGUCAAAAAUCUAGAAAAUUUGAAACACAUACACUAAAUUGUAAUAUAAUAUUUUAUCAAAGGAUUUUGUGAAAAGACAUUUUAAAAUGAGCCCAAUGGCAUUUUUCGAGACAUUUAUUUUACAAUAAUCAUGAACGGCCAUUUAUAACUGGAACAAUAAUGUAACAAUACAACGUUUUUCUGUCAAAAUGUUAAAACUGGAAAUCAUUUAAAAAUAAUAAUGGAAAAUGACCCUAACAAAAAAGAAUCGAAGGGUAAGAGACUUCUGAAGAAAGCGUUGAGACGAUCAAGCAAAACCAGCAAUAACAGCCAAAGCUCCACCGCGGACAGCAUCUCCGUGACGAGAUCGAAGAGUGAAAAUAAACGGCUCUCAGUCGAAAUCAAUGAUAGUGCUCCGCUGCCCACGCCGGACGGCACUAAACAAUCAGCUGAAAAUACCACGAGCUCAAAGUUUAAACCAGAAAAUAGAACGAGACCGUCGACCAGGCUGUCUCUAAGCCGCAACACUCCAAUCCGAGAGACAAAAUUGGAGAAAGUGGUCGAAAUACAAGAGGAACGGAACAUUUCAUAUCCUCCAGAUGAAACGGGCACUUCGAACGAUGCAAAGUUGAAAACAUCCCCUCGACUUAAAGAUGAGGGUCCGUUGGAAAUAGGUGGUGAUAAAAAGAACCUUAAGAGGAAAUUGGAAGACGAGAGCGGUGCGGGCACGAGUGCGGGCGCGUCGGACACUGACGCGGACGACAAGGACCCCAGCAAGGACAAGAAAAAGAAGAAUCGGUGCGCUGUCUGCCGCAAGAAGGUUGGACUUACAGGUUUCGAAUGCCGAUGUGGCGGCCUAUUCUGCGCGGUGCACCGAUACAGCGACAAGCACGAUUGUUCCUUCGACUAUCGGGAGCUCGGAGCGCAAGAGAUCCGGCGCAAUAACCCCGUGGUCGUCUCCCAGAAGAUCCACAAAAUAUGAGCCCCACAUCGCUUAAGGCAAGGCCCGACGGCCUCGAUCUAAAUUCUAUUUAGGUUUAUUCGCGAGUUUGCUUUUAAAAGGAGAUUGGGCAAUCGUAAACGAGCGCGGGUUUUUCAUAUUAUGCACAAAUGGUUUCAGCAAAAUCCUUCAAACUUUGGUGUUUUCGCUUCUAUUGCUUUACCGAUAAAGCUUUAUCGAAUUCUAGUUGUAGUUUAAACUUCCGUACGAUACGUUCUUCGUUCACCGUGCCCGGCGACUUGCUCAAUCUCGUUUCUAUAAAAACGUGUAGAUAUGUUCAUUUCGGGUAGGAUAUUAAUGAUUAAUUUGAGAUGUAGUUUGAUUGUCCAUUCACCUCCAUUGUAAAUAUUAGAUUUAAUUAAUUAUAGAUACAAAUACUAUAUAUUGUAAAAAAGUAAAACUCCAAAAAAAGCUACAUUGUUAAAACUCCGUCGACGGGCGUGCUUGAGUGACAAUUGUAAGCUGAUUGCCGGACGACGUUUGAAUCGUUGUAAAAUUGUACAGAAUUUACGCUCAUUUGACUCGAAAUGACCGCACUAAGACUGACACGAGCGACUCGGUCUCACACUUGACGGACGUCUCGACGUCUUUGACGGCACUGAGCGCUCGCGCCGGUCGCGGUGUCCGAAUAACGCCGUUCCAUUUAACGGCUCGUUUUCUUUAAACAGCCGUUUAGAGUUAGAAACGGGUCGUUAAAGUGAACUCGGCUAAAAUGGUUUGAAAUUGUUUGUUACGGUUUGGGAAGAUGCUUUGUUGGCAUAGAGUUGAGAUUGUGUGUCGGCUAAGAGCGGCGGCUUCGUUGGGUCCGCUCCACGUGUGAAAAUUACAAGUAAGCCUAUAGUUAUACAUUUAUAAGUAGCGGACACUUUAUAUUAUUACACAUUAUAUAAGUAGGAAAGAAUUAUUUAGCUUUUUUUUCUUUUAAUCACAUAUUCAAAAUUGUAAGUUGUAUGUAACUCGUUAGCUGCUUCGAUCGCUCCACGACUAACACGAUCGUUAGACUUAAUUAUUUAAUGACUUUUGUUGUAUAUUUUGUUAGGUCAUUGAUUAAUUUUGGUCUUUUGCUUAUAAUCAGGAUAAAGAUGUUAAUAACGGAUUUUUCUUCUAUCUUGCUGUUUUAAUUUAGUUAUUCUUCUAUUAAAGUCAUUAAAUUUCCAAGAACA
Pieris napi is the source of this 2565-nucleotide messenger RNA. RefSeq names its product AN1-type zinc finger protein 6 (gene drn). Bases 644 to 1384 code for a protein of 246 amino acids. The record is from RefSeq and is a predicted model, not a curated record. NCBI's taxonomy places the organism in Eukaryota, Metazoa, Arthropoda, Insecta, Lepidoptera, Pieridae. Gene Ontology annotation, molecular function: DNA binding; zinc ion binding. The transcript has 3 exons.